Messenger RNA from Platichthys flesus (European flounder), 729 nucleotides. RefSeq names its product lectin L6-like. NCBI's taxonomy places the organism in Eukaryota, Metazoa, Chordata, Actinopteri, Pleuronectiformes, Pleuronectidae. The record is from RefSeq and is a predicted model, not a curated record.
AUGAAAGCUGUUGCAGCCUUCUUGCUGGUUCUGUGUUGCCUGGCUAUAAAUCAUGAUUUUGUCUUCAUGGCAUGGAGAUGCAGCCAGGCUCCGGCUGCCAAACAGGUUGACACUGGAAUGGGAAUGGUGGUUGCAACAGACAUUCACAAACGGCCCCAUUUCCUGAGUGGAUUGUCCUGGUACAGACUGGGCACGUUCGCCCACAAGCAUUUCUCAGUGGGAUCUUCAGGAACGUGGGGGACUGAUGCCGCAAACAGGGUCCACAAAUUAGUAGCUGGCAACUUCAGACGAGUCAAUGGUCUGACUAUGCAGCAGGUAGAUGCUGGUGGUGAUGGGCAGGUCGUCGGGGUAAGGCCCUCCAACUAUUGCAUCUACUGCAUGAGAGAGGUUAAUGCUGUGUCAUACACUGGAGUGGGCAGUGGCAGCUGGACUAACAUUGCUGGAACCCUGAAGUACCUCAGCUGUGGCCCACUGUACGGAUGCUGGGGAGUUCACCGAAACGCCCAAGUUUAUGUCUCUAGGGCAAUAUCACCAACCACCUGCAUGAAUAGUGGCUGGAUAUACGUGUCAGGGCUAGCAAUGUAAAUGAUUGAAGUGGGGACAGACGGAAGUGUUUUUGUACAAUGGGCCCGCUCUACCAAAGUGGACAAUGUCAGCAGGGACCAAAAGUCUGCCCUCGACUCAGGCUCGGUCGGUCGUGCAGGGGGCCUCCUGUGGACCACGCUGUGA